Hipposideros armiger (great roundleaf bat) is the source of this 11667-nucleotide messenger RNA. It is a transcript of the gene CDK13, whose product is annotated as cyclin dependent kinase 13. The record is from RefSeq and is a predicted model, not a curated record. Gene Ontology annotation, cellular component: nucleus; cyclin/CDK positive transcription elongation factor complex. The transcript is spliced from 15 exons. Gene Ontology annotation, biological process: protein phosphorylation; positive regulation of transcription elongation by RNA polymerase II. The coding region runs from base 1803 to 6410 and encodes 1535 amino acids. Gene Ontology annotation, molecular function: RNA polymerase II CTD heptapeptide repeat kinase activity; cyclin binding; ATP binding. NCBI's taxonomy places the organism in Eukaryota, Metazoa, Chordata, Mammalia, Chiroptera, Hipposideridae.
CUGAUUCAUUUUCAGUUAAUUUUGGAAUAUGGUGAGAUAGCAGUUUAGUUUCAUUCUUUUGCAUGAGGGCAGCCUUCAUUUGAACAAGAUGUUUGCACUUCAAGGCUGCUGGUAAUAAUAAUUUCAGGAUUUUUCAAUAGUUCCUUUUGACAGCACAUUUAUUCCCCGGAUUAAUUUGCUUUUUUAAAAAAAAGUAAACUUCAAUGUGAUCUAAACUUGACACAGUGAUUCCCAAGCGUGUUUUUAAGUUACGAUGGGGCCUGGAACUUGUAUGUACCUGAGGCAGUUUAAGCUUAAAGCCACCUCUGCCUUCUAACUCAUGGUGCCUGCUCUUCUGCUCUCGCAGCUGUUUCAACCCCCCCCCCCCCAUCCCCCCUCCAGGGCUUCAGUGAAAGUAGAUGACGGGUGACUACCAAGUCUAGAAGGCCACUAAGGACAUUAUUUAUCUCAGGGUCUCUUAGAUUCUUGGCUCGCGCCGUGACCUUUCAACAAGCAGGCAAUGCGGUGCCUGCAAGAAAAUCGGUGAGGCAAUGCACGCUGGACGCAAGCAACAGGCACAAGCGGCGGGCCAUCACUGCGAGAGUCUCAAACGACAGCAGUGGGCAGUGCAGAAGCCUCUCCUUUCUUUAACCCUUCUUCACACAUAGUUCCACCCCCACCGGAAGUAGUUACGUCACACCACUUCCGGUCCAAUGCCCGUCGCUGGCGGGAGCGAGCACGCCGGUGCGCGGCAACUUUGUUCCCGCCUCCUUGUCCCCUAACACCACUCACCUACGGCUUUUCCAGAGCGUGACGUGCGUGCGCGCUCCUGGCCUUGCGUCUGGGCCUAAGGAAAAGGCCGAAAGAGCGAGGGAGGAGGAGGGGUUGUGGAGGUUAGGGCCCAAACAGCAAGUCCCGUCGCCCUCCCCCCUGACGAGGAGCGGAGAGGGAAGGGGAGGAGCGAGUCGGGGCCGGUCGCGCACACCAGAAGCCUCCUCGUGAGGCGGGGGGAACGGAGGAAAGGGGCAGCUUCGCCAACCUCUGCUCGCGGCGGCGGAGAAAGUCAAGGCCCAUACCCGCCACCACAGACUCAGAAAGGCCCCCCUCCCCCCGCCCCAUCUCCCCGGAAACAGACCCCCGCCCAGCCCCGCACACUCGCUGCCCCAGCCGAGAGCCGCAGCCCGGUCGCCCCCGCCUUGCCCCGCCCCGCCGGCCGUCCCAGCGGGCAACAGAGUGCGCGAGGCCCUAGGCCGGGAGUUGUCAGGCCCAAGCCACUUCUGAGGCGCCCGCCGUGUGUCGCCGCCACCCCUGGAGGACGACGUCGACGCAGAGGAGGAGGCGGCAGAGGCGUGUUGUUGUCUCGCCCACUCCCCUCCCCUGAACUCGCACCCAACGUCAGGGCGCGAUGGAGUGAAGCGGCGACGAAGGUGGUACUUCCGCGUUGCGCUGCCUGAGCUGAGAGCGCGGCGGAGGCCGCUCCCCCACCCCGGGGGCACUUGGAGGACUCCGGACUCCCUCGCAGGUCAGCGCCCGGCGAAUCUGGUGUUUUUGCUGCUGAGGAUAGGACGACGGGCACGAUCGGGAGCUCUGCCGCCCGGAUUCCUGCUUCCCUCAGGCCUGGAGGCCGCUGCGUACCCCACUGUGACCUGGAACCCAGGGACCCGAGUCCCAACCCGGAUUAUCGUGGCGUGUCUCCCGGCCGGCCCUGGUGCUCGGUGUCCCUUCGCUGCCGCUGCUGUUCCCGUUUCCGGCGCGGGAGAUGGCCAGGAUCUGACCCGGGGGGAGGCCGCACCCGCGCCGCGCUCUGCGGCGAGCUCUAGGCGAUGCCGAGCAGCUCGGACACGGCGCUGGGGGGAGGCGGGGGUCUGAGCUGGGCGGAGAAGAAGUUGGAGGAACGCCGCAAGCGAAGGCGAUUCCUGUCCCCUCAGCAGCCGCCGCUGCUGUUGCCGCUCCUGCAGCCGCAGCUCCUGCAACCGCCGCCGCCCCCGCCGCCUCUGCUCUUCCUGGCUGCUCCCGGCACGGCCGCCGCCGCCGCAGCCGCCGCCGCCGCGGCCUCCUCCUCUUGCUUCAGCCCGGGCCCCCCUCUGGAGGUCAAGCGGCUGGCGAGAGGCAAGAGGCGCCCAGGAGGGCGGCAGAAGCGGCGCCGCGGGCCCCGCGCCGGGCAGGAGGCGGAGAAGCGUCGGGUCUUCUCGCUGCCCCAGCCGCAGCAGGACGGCGGUGGCGGUGCCAGUAGCGGCGGGGGUGUGACGCCGCUGGUGGAAUACGAGGAUGUGAGCUCCCAGUCCGAGCAGGGGCUGCUGCUGGGGGGCGCCAGCGCGGCAACGGCGGCGACGGCUGCCGGGGGGACGGGGGGCAGCGGCGGGAGUCCGGCCUCCUCCUCCGGCACCCAGCGGCGCGGGGAGGGGUCGGGGCGCAGGCCCCGCCGGGACCGCCGCCGCAGCAGCGGCCGCAGCAAGGAGCGCCACCGCGAGCACCGGCGGCGGGACGGGCAGCGCGGCGGCAGCAGCGAGGCCUCCAAGUCCCGCAGCCGCCACAGCCACAGCGGCGAGGAGCGGGCCGAGGCAGCCAAGAGCGGCAGCAGCAGCAGUAGCGGCGGCCGCCGGAAAAGCGCCUCGGCCACGUCUAGCAGCAGUAGCAGCCGCAAGGACCGAGAUCUGAAGGCUCACCGGAGCCGGACUAAAUCGUCCAAGGAGCCGCCUUCGGCCUACAAAGAGCCGCCCAAGGCCUACCGGGAGGAGAAGACCGAGCCUAAGGCCUACAGGCGGCGGCAGCGGUCCCUGAGCCCCCUGGGAGGCCGGGACGACAGCCCGGUGUCUCACAGGGCCUCGCAGAGCCUGAGGAGCCGCAAGUCCCCCAGCCCGGCAGGAGGUGGCAGCAGCCCGUAUUCUCGGCGGCUGCCGCGCUCCCCGAGCCCCUACAGCCGCCGGCGCUCCCCUAGCUACAGCCGCCACAGCUCAUAUGAGCGGGGCGGCGACGUGUCUCCCAGCCCCUACAGCAGCAGCAGCUGGCGCCGCUCCCGGAGCCCUUACAGCCCUGUGAUCAGACGGUCUGCUAAAUCCCGAAGCAGAAGCCCGUAUUCAUCUAGGCAUUCAAGAUCUCGUAGCAGGCACAGAUUGUCUAGAUCCAGAAGUCGUCAUUCUAGCAUUUCUCCUAGCACACUAACUCUGAAGAGUAGCCUGGCAGCUGAAUUGAACAAGAAUAAAAAAGCCCGGGCUGCAGAGGCAGCACGAGUUGCAGAAGCAGCGAAAGCUGCAGAAGCGGCUAAGGCUGCUGAGGCCGCUGCCAAAGCUGCCAAAGCCUCGAACACUUCAACACCUACCAAGGGGAACACAGAAACUGGUGCCAGUGCGUCACAGACAAACCAUGUGAAGGAUGUGAAGAAACUGAAGGUUGAGCAUGCACCUUCUCCCUCCGGUGGUGGAACUGUAAAAAAUGACAAAGCAAAAACAAAGCCACCUCUUCAGGUAACAAAGGUGGACAAUAAUUUGGUUGUAGAUAAAGCCGUUAAGAAAGCAACUGUAGUUGGGAAGGAGAGUAAAUCUGCUGCUGCUACAAAGGAGGAACCAGCAUCUCUUAAAGAGAAAAGCAAACCACUCACACCGAGCAUAGGUGCCAAGGAGAAGGAGCAGCAUGUGGCUCUAGUGACCUCUACGUUACCACCUUUACCUUUGCCUCCCAUGCUGCCUGAAGAUAAAGAUGCCGAUAAUAGUUUACGAGGAAAUAUUUCAGUAAAAGCAGUUAAAAAAGAAGUAGAAAAGAAACUCCGAUGUCUACUUGCUGAUUUACCACUACCCCCUGAGCUACCAGGAGGAGAUGAUCUCUCCAAGAGUCCAGAGGAAAAGAAAACAGCAACACAGUUACAUAGUAAAAGGAGGCCUAAAAUAUGUGGGCCUCGCUAUGGUGAAAUCAAAGAGAAAGAUAUUGACUGGGGAAAACGCUGCGUGGAUAAAUUUGAUAUCAUCGGGAUUAUUGGAGAAGGUACCUAUGGACAAGUUUACAAGGCCAGGGAUAAAGACACUGGAGAGAUGGUAGCCUUAAAAAAAGUACGUCUAGAUAAUGAAAAGGAAGGCUUUCCGAUUACAGCAAUUCGAGAAAUUAAAAUUCUCCGGCAGCUUACUCACCAGAGUAUUAUCAAUAUGAAGGAGAUAGUUACUGAUAAAGAAGAUGCUUUGGAUUUUAAGAAGGAUAAAGGUGCAUUUUAUCUGGUAUUUGAAUAUAUGGAUCAUGAUUUGAUGGGACUACUGGAAUCAGGCUUGGUUCAUUUUAAUGAAAAUCACAUAAAGUCAUUUAUGAGACAGCUCAUGGAAGGUCUGGAUUACUGUCAUAAGAAGAACUUUUUGCAUAGAGAUAUUAAAUGUUCAAAUAUUCUUCUAAAUAAUAGAGGGCAGAUAAAACUUGCAGAUUUUGGACUUGCUCGAUUGUAUAGCUCAGAAGAAAGUCGGCCGUAUACUAACAAGGUCAUCACUUUAUGGUACCGUCCACCUGAAUUGCUAUUGGGAGAAGAACGAUAUACACCAGCUAUUGAUGUAUGGAGCUGUGGAUGUAUCCUUGGUGAACUCUUCACUAAAAAACCUAUAUUUCAAGCAAAUCAGGAACUUGCACAACUAGAAUUAAUAAGCCGUAUAUGUGGGAGUCCAUGUCCUGCAGUGUGGCCCGAUGUAAUCAAACUACCGUAUUUCAACACCAUGAAACCAAAGAAGCAAUAUCGUCGAAAGUUAAGAGAAGAAUUUGUUUUCAUUCCUGCAGCUGCUCUAGACUUGUUUGACUACAUGCUUGCUUUGGACCCCAGCAAGCGCUGCACUGCAGAACAGGCCCUUCAGUGUGAGUUCCUGCGGGACGUGGAGCCCUCAAAAAUGCCUCCCCCAGAGAGGUUUUUACACGCUGAGGCAAUGCACCAUAGUAAGAUGGCUGAGAGUCUUCCCUUAUGGCAAGAUUGUCAUGAGUUAUGGAGUAAAAAGCGAAGGAGACAGAAGCAGAUGGGCAUGACUGAUGAUGUUUCCACAAUUAAAGCCCCCAGAAAGGACUUGUCUCUGGGCUUGGAUGACAGCAGAACCAACACACCCCAGAGUGUUCUGCCUACUUCACAACUGAAAUCUCAGGGCAACUCGAAUAUGGCAUCUGUAAAAACAGGCCCUGGACAGCAGUUAAACCACAGUGAAUUGGCAAUUCUACUAAACCUACUACAGUCUAAAACGAGUGUUAAUAUGGCUGAUUUUGUCCAAGUGUUGAACAUUCAGGUAAACUCUGAGGCUCAACAGCAGCUAAAUAAAAUAAACCUUCCUGCUGGAAUUUUGGCAACAGGUGAAAAACAGACAGAUCCAUCAACACCAACACCACAGCAGGAGUCUUCGAAACCGCUGGGGGGAAUUCAGCCUUCUUCUCAGAGUGUGCCGCCUAAAGUGGAGACGGACGCUGCCCAGGCAGCUGUGCAGAGCGCAUUUGCAGUUCUGCUGACUCAGUUAAUAAAGGCUCAGCAGUCAAAGCAGAAGGACGUACCGUUAGAAGAGAGGGAGAAUGGAUCGGGACAUGAAGCAGCAUUACAGCUGCGGCCACCUCCAGAACCCAGCACGCCGGUAUCGGGGCAAGAUGACCUCAUCCAGCAGCAGGACAGGAGGAUGCUGGAGCUCACACCAGAACCAGAGCGGCCUCGUAUUCUGCCUCCUGAUCAGCGACCUCCCGAACCGCCUGAGCCACCACCAGUCACCGAGGACGACCUGGAUUAUCGGACAGAAAACCAGCAUGUCCCCACCACUAGCUCUUCGCUAGCAGACCCGCAUGCCGGGGUGAAAGCAGCCCUCCUACAGCUGCUCGCCCAGCAUCAGCCCCAGGAUGAUCCCAAAAGAGAAGGGGGUAUUGAUUACCAGGCGGGAGACACUUAUGUGCCCACCUCAGACUACAAGGACAAUUUUGGAUCGUCUUCUUUCUCUUCUGCUCCGUAUGUUAGCAGCGAUGGGCUGGGGGGUAGCUCUGCCCCCCAAUUAGAACGACGGAGCUUCAUUGGCAACUCAGAUAUUCAGUCUUUGGAUAACUACAGUACUACUUCAUCUCAUUCUGGUGGCCCACCUCAGCCUUCUGCCUUUGCCGAGUCGUUUCCCAGUUCCGUAGCUGGGUAUGGAGACAUUUACCUCAAUACUGGUCCCAUGUUGUUCAGUGGAGACAAGGACCAUAGAUUCGAGUACAGCCACGGCCCCAUCGCGGUCCUGGCGAAUAGCAGCGACCCUUCCACAGGCCCUGAGAGUACUCACCCUUUGCCGGCCAAGAUGCACAACUAUAGCUACAGUGGUAACUUACAGGAAAACCCCGGUGGCCCCAGCCUCAUGCAUGGACAGACCUGGACUUCUCCUGCCCAAGGGCCUGGGUAUUCACAAGGAUUUAGGGGGCACAUUAGCACGUCAGCCAGCAGAGGUCGUGGCAGAGGGCUACCGUACUGAGUAUCUGUUUUUCCUCAGGCACAUCGUUUUUACCUGGAAAGACUUUUCUAGCUGCAAUUUAAGGCAGCAAUCCAAGAGACUUGAAUAAUAUUAAUUCAACAACAGCUUUAUUUUUAUGUGGAAAGGGUCUUGCAUACAAUAGUUUUAAAAAAGACCAAAAAAAACCACCACCUUUGCUUAAAUUCAUGCUGUUCUAAAAAACUAGAUCUAUCAAUUGUACAUCUUCACAAAUUCUAGUUAACAAUUUUAUUUUGUAUUCUUGCAGUUUUAAGUGGAUGCUAAUCUUAGGGACAUAAAAGUCUUUUAUGGCCCUCUUGCAGAUCUUCUGAACUAUGCACAUUUGUGCUUUUUUUGUAAGUUUGGACCAACUUUUAUGUAACAACCAACCAACCCCUCCCUCCCCCUCCAGUUUUACAACAAUCAGAAAGGGCACUGAUUUAUUUGGUAUUUUUCUUUUUACAAAGCUAUCUUUAGUCAAAGGUCACUGUCAGUCUUUGCACCUGCUUUCAGUGUUAUUGUGAAAGGUGUACUUUGUGCUCAUUUCAGAAAAUAAAACACAACCUUUCUCUUGAUGCAACAGUUUUAUAAAAAAAAAUGGUCAAUGUUAUUUUUGUUUUAUUUUGCAGAUUAUCAUAACCUAGCAAAAUGCAUUCGAAUAAAAUAGUGGGUUUUAUAUGAGAAAUAUGGGUGGGGUGGGAAGGGUAAGUAAGUGCCUUAACAGGUAAGCUUAAAGUCUGAAAAAGUAGUUACCCUUUACACCCAUUUGUCUUCUCAAGGGAAUCAGUACCUUGUAUUGAAGAGGCAGGGAGGUCUUGGGUGUUUAGGGUCUGCCUGUUCAGUUCCUGCUAGAUCCAUUCUUUCUGCCCAUCACAUGUUCUCCUUUUCUGCCUGUCUUUGGGCUGUGUGACUUUGCACUCCACCUUUUCUUGAUAGGGGACUAGAACUCCAAUCAGUACCUUUUGUUACUUCUGAGAAAUUCUGAAAAGUUUUGUCAUUUAAAUGGUUGAAAGUAAUAACUAAAUGAGAAUUGUAUCAUUUCCUUUUGGGCUGCUAUAUUGUUCCUGUUUCCUUUUGCCUUGGAUAAUUGGAAGGCAGGAGCAUAGAAGCAAAGCAUAGUAACAGAAUUUGCAUAAUUCUAUUAAAGUUUGUGGGGAAAGGUGGCAAACACCAUAUCUGAAGUUACACAAUUGCCAUUUUAAGAAAAAAUUAACUCUGUUCACUUGUUGACUAGAAACAUUGCCUAGAUUUUGUGAGGUGUAUUAGGACUUCUUUUGCCAGACUUAGAGCAACUUUAGUUUAACAUUUUUUUUCUUUUAUUAAAAGCAGCAAAGAAUGAUGGGCAAAUCCUCAUUUAAACUAAUGGUGUCAAGUUUAACUAACUUUGUGUGCCCAUGCGCGCACACAUAAUAAUUCUAGAAAGGAACCAAAGGUAAAUAACCAAUGUUUCCAUAUCACUAAAUGGAAAAAUAGAUUCUGAAAAUGAGAGUUGUGCCAAUUAACCAUUUUGUUUUGACUGUCCUCUUGGUAACUUAUUUUUUUAUUGGAAUCUUAAAUUGAAACAGCUGUUAAAGAAUGGCAAUCGCUCUAGCUCUAAAGUCAGUCUUUUAACCCUGUGCCCUCUCUCUGACUUGUGAACCUUCAUUUAAAACAGUAUAUGGGAAGCAUUCUAGUUUGGUGAGAGUAAGACUAUUUUAAAGUAGAUAAUUUACCAUUUUACUGCUAUAAAAUUAUGUCUGUUGCCCGUUUUAUUUUUUGAUGGAAUUUUUUUGUUGGGGAGAAAUGAAUGGAAGAAAAAUUUAUUUUGCUUUUAUUUGAAUAUUAAGUACUAACUACUUAUAAUGAAGCUACAUUGCAGGAAGUGAAGAGAUAUUUUGAAAUUUAGCAAAAUAGCUACAGUAUUCAAGUAUCUGAAAUUUUAAUAUGGUGAGUCUUAGAACUUUAGACUUUCCUAUAAGUGACAGUAUCUAAGUUAUUCUUAGUAGUCACACUUGUUAAUUCUGCUGACCAUAGCAGCUAACAUAAAAUUGAAGAUAUUUAUGUGACAUGAAUAGCCUGUGUUUUAAAAAUUAAAUAUUUUAUAUAAAAUUGAACUGUGUUUGAAUACUUUUUCUAAUUAAACAUUCUAGUCAUGUAUCUAUGUUACAAAAGUGGCUGGGAGGACAAGGAAGUUGUUGCUUGAAAUUGAAAGUUUGAACUGCAACUUCUAAUAUUACCCUAACACAGCACUGAUUGAGAAACAUACCGAUAUUUAUACACCACUUAGAAAAAUGUUGCUAAUUAAACCACAACACAAUUCUAAAUAACUUGCAUCAUUUUUAAGAUAUUUCCCAAAUUUAUCAAGUGAAAGAAAGUGUCUUAAAAUUGAUGAAAUAUGGUAGUGAAAAUCUUAAUGCAUCCUUCCAUAUCAUUUAAUAUUUUAGUGAAUUUGGAUUAAUAAAAAGAGUAGUGGAAUUGGGAAAUUGCUAAUUCUAUAGGUUAUAAUAAUUGUAGUAAUCACUGAGUAUUUUUGAGUGAAAUCUAAGUAACAUAAAGUCAUUGCUUAAGUUUUUUGGACAGAAACAGGUAAAUCAGGCUGCAAAUAAGAUGAUGAAAAUGAAAUUGAAAUGCCAAAGAAGGAAAUAUUUGUCUCUCAUGUGAAAUUCCCCUUUGUAUUUUCUGACACAGCAAGUUUUUCUGCAUGCAAUUCAUUGUUUCCCGUCUUCAUUAUUUGUUGGAAAGGUGCAGUCGCCCGUGUAAUUUUAAAUGACUCAUUUUAAGGGGUUUAUUGAUUAAAAUAGUUUGUGGAAUGUGAAUUAAUAUAAAGCUUUAGCUGUGGUUCAGAACUUCAUUCUGUCAGUAAAUAUAUAUCCAGUGCCUACCUAAGUGUCAGGUACGAUUCCAGUAUGAGUACGUAUCACUAAACCUGAAAGGCAUUAAGUCACACUUCUAGUGGACUGACUGAGCAGGAAGAUUUUAAAAGUGGAGAAGCUAGUGGUUGCUACUCUCAGCUGUAUUUACACUUAAGUGAAUGUAAGAAAUGAAAAUGUGAAUGUCUGUAAAAUUUUAAAGUCAUAUAUGAACAGAAGGUUCUAGAAAGAAAUAGAACAAUUGAAAACUCAGUGAUGAAAAAAAAUUUAAGUUGCAUGAAUCCCAUUUGCAAUAAGCCAAUUUGUAGGAAAUAUCAAGAUUUCUUGAGAAAAAAUGGAAGGUAAAUGAGUUAAAUGCUUCCAACUAAUCUAACUGGUACUUCUGAGAUAAAGAUUUGCUGCUGUAUUUGUUAUGAGCUUAAUCCACUUUUCACCCUAGGUCCUUUUUUUGUUUGUUUGUUUUUUUGAAUAAAGAUCUAUUGAUUCCCUGGCAUACUGGUUUUGAUAUUUUAAAAGUCUCAACAGGACGCCCCAAUAAUAUAAAAGCAUCUGGUCCAUCUCCUCACUUUACAGUUAAGAAAAAUGAGACUUAGAUGUAUUGCCAGUGCUUGUUCCUCUAAGCCAUGUCUAAAUUCUGUAGUAAAUACUUAACUUUUCAGUAAGAAAAUGCACUAAAAAUACUUACCAGUGUUAUAGUAAAAUAAAAUAAUUUAGAAUAGUGAACAACUAGUUUAACACAGAUGGCUUUAAAAAGUCAACUUAAUUCAGAAAAAAUAGGAAAAUAAUUUAGAAAACUUAUUUAAUUAGGAGCCUAUAGAGACUGUCAUAUAUAAAUAGUCUUUUGAAAGGAGGUUCCUUUUUUUUUUGAAGACACUAGUAACAUAAAUAUCCAACAAUUAGAUAAGACUGAAUCUUUCAUUAAAGUGUUUUCUGUUUGUAGGAGGAAGAUUGAUAUUGGCAGGCCUGCAAACAUUACUUUUAUAUUCUUUCAAGAUUUUAUAAUUAAGUUGUUUUGUAAGGGGAGCAAUGAUUUGUCAUGGUCCAGAGGCCUCUCCAGAUAAUUUCUUGAAUGUUUCUAAUUUAAUUAAAAAUAAAAGCUAUUAACAAAUGAAGCUAUUGAGGGAUCCAGUUGAAGAUGGGGAAAAUAAAAUUUUGAUGAUAAUGGUAAAACUUGACCUUUGAAUUAUGUAGACUAAUAAGUUUUGUGGGUCUUAUUCCUUUCACCAUAUCAAAUGUCCCAUUAAAGAAUUUUCUGGUUCGAAUUGCACUCAAAAUGAAGCUGUGUAGGGGAAUUACCCUUUAAAAAUAUUUUUUUCACAAUUAAGUUAAUUUGUUGUAAAGGUGUUCUUUUUCUGCAAGAACUUUUAGUGACUCUUAAACCUAAUGUGUUUAAUAUAAGCCUUGUGUUUUUUUUUAAAGGCUGUAUUUGAUAGUCUAUAAAUUAACUGCCAUUAAGAAUUCCAGGCCAUUUUUAGCCUUGUGUUCUUGCUUAUCGGCAGAACAGACUUAGGAUAAUCUUAUCUGAUAAAGAUGACCACUUGAUAGCCACUGUGGUAUAUUUUAUUGACAAUACUAGCCCUUAUUUUUUCCUUUUUAUACUUGUACAUAUUUGAAAACAUAGGAGCACAUACAAAGCUAACCACCACUAAUAUUUUGCCUUUGAGGGAUGUAUGUGAAUGCGUAUCUACUUUUUUCCCUUAAAACGAUGAGAUUAUAUUGCCAAUAACUUUGUAAUUAGUUAUUCUCAUUUAAUACAUUGUGAACAUUCUUCUAUGUCAAUAAUUCUAUGCUUUUUUCAAUUAUUCCAUAUAGAACCAUAAUUUAACAAUUCCUUGUUGGACACAAAAUAUUUCUAAUUUUCUGUUUUAAAUAAUAAUUGAUGAAAAUCCACAUAAUACAUAUAUACUUACAAGCAUACGUAAUUUCCUUGGAAUUACUGGUCUACAGAAUGCACUUUUAACUUUUUGCUGCAUUCAAAUUGCCCUCAAGGAAAGUAUGCUAGUUUUAUAUUCCUAUUACUUCCUGUUUGCAUUUAGCUAUGUUGCAUAUUUAAAAUUCUUCAAUUUUUGCCAGUCUGACAAGUCAUCUUGUUUUAAUUCAUAUUUCUUUGAUUACUAGUGAAAUUCAUUAUUUCAUAUUAGCCAGGUGUCUUGUUUAUUAACUAUUCAUAUGUUUAAUUAUUAGGUGUUUAUCUCUGUUGAGCAGCUUAUAUAAGGAAAGUAGCCCUUUUUAAACUAUUAAUCUUGAAAAUACUGAGAUAUGUUUAUUCAGAAAAAUUUAAUAAUUAUAUAUAGUCAAGUCUAUUAAUCUUUCCUUAUGGUGUCUGCAUAGAAAAACCUAACAGUACUUCAAGAUUAUUUUAAUUUCCACACAAAUUUUAUUUUACUUCUCUAGCUUUCUACUUUUACUCU